UGUCAGCUGAGAUUCUUUCACUCAUUCUUAUGAUGCUGACAAUUUGAAGUAACUUCCGUAUCAAUCAUAUAUUGACAAGUGUACAGUGGAUAUCCAUUCUAAACACAGAGUGGAAAAGUUGUAGCACAACAUGACUUUGUUAAUGACUUGCCGAAACUCUUCUUUACAAGUACACAGGUCAGAUGUUUAUUGCAGUUGUUCAAGUUGGCAAAAUGUCAGGAGAGAUUUUGAUUCACGUGAUUAUAAGAUUGCCACUUUACAAUUUGAGGGAUCUGCUUCCUCCACAGAUGUUUAAUGGACUUAUGGUCUGCAGGCUUUACAGUUCAUUAUUCAUUUUAUCCAAGCUCCUCCAGUAAAUCUGUGUUGAUCAUCAGCAGGCUUACUAAGCAUAUAAUAAGAGCGGUAGGCUAUAGGUUGGUUCACUUCUUCUGCUUUGGUAUUUUUGUAGCUAUCUUUCAUGAUCUUUAUAGUAUACUGAAGUCAAUAAUACACUUUUACUUUAAGCAAUGAAGAGUACUUUGUUUUGUCUGGUCACAUGUUUCCUUUAUUCUCCUGCUUUCAGCGGUCUUGGAAGGUUGACAUUUUGACGUAAUCGUAGUCUUUAGCUUAACAAUAGCGUUUAAUGCUUAUUCCAGCCGUUGAUUUUGUAAGUUUGCUCACUUUUCAAACAAUCGACCGUGUCUGUCUUUUUCCUUCACUUUGUAAAAUGUGUUUUGUUUUUGCUUCACAUGGACGAGUUUAGAAAUCAAAUUGAGAGUGGUUUCUGGUCACAACUCUUGUAUUUUGAUUUAUACUUUGACUUGGAAAGAUUGCAUCAUUUUCCUUCAAUAUUUAUACAUCGACAUCAAAUGUUUGUGUGCAGUUGUUGAAGCAGUCUAAGGUAAUCCGUGUAUUCAGGAUGUUACACAUGACUUGGAAAUAUGAAUUGUAGUCGUUUUGUUGGUGUAGCUACAUUCAUUCAUUCAUUUUCUACCGCUUUUUCCUCACGAGGGUCGCGGGGGGUGCUGGAGCCUAUCCCAGCUGUCUUCGGGCGAGAGGCGGGGUACACCCUGGACUGGUCGCCAGCCAAUCACAGGGUGUAGCUACAUUUCUUGUCUAUUUGUUGAGUCCUACAAAAUUCACUCCACUGAACAACGGUGCACUACUGUGAAACACAUUCCUUUACAUGGCAUAGCUUGCAAGAUGAGAGGAGUAGAGCUCUUUUCAGUUCUGCAAUUAUUUUUGUUGUAUAUUGAAAUUUGUCAUACAGUUCUUUUACUUUCACUUUAAACCGCGAGGAGUGUUCUGUUUUUAUACUAACUCAUGACUCAGAUGGGUUGAGUGACAAUAACACUUCCAGGAUUAUAACAUGAACAGGGGCCAAACCAUUACAUCACAUACUACCAGGUCGAUGUUAAGUAUGGUAUUAUGUACUUUAGCAAGAACUAGAGAUGCAAUGUAUCAUAUCUCUCCACCUGCAUUGAUAUUAAUAUUGCAUACAUGCAUCUGCAAUGCUACUGUUACUCCAGCAUAUGAAAAGGUAGAUGUUUGUGUUGCUCUUCCUCUGUCCAUGGUGCUGAAGCACAGCCUUGCUUGUCGACUUGGGUACUGAGCAGUCAAUCAGAUGUUUCAACUCUUGUCUAUUGUAAUCAAUUCCUUAGCAUAAUGGCUUAUUGCAGCAUUAAACAUGUACUGGCCAUGGUGCUGAAAUGCCUUUUUUGUAAGAAACUCAACCCACUUCUCAUAGUGGCAAAUCUGCCAACAGUAAACAUCAAGAAAUAGUUCACUCCAACACCAAAAUAAAAUGGUGGUAACAUGACAUUUGGGGCUGAAUAUUUGCACCUCAUUCAAUCACACCUACCAAUUAUGAAUAAUUAUGAAUGCCAUCUUACUGAGAUGUUAGUUUUUUGUUUUUUUUUUAAAUCCACUAGCUGACAGCACUCGACAAUAUUGUGUUCAUGUAAAAGAAUCAAUAAACCCUGAAAUUAGUACACACAUUCGUUAUGCUUCAUUUCAAACCAGAACCACAAUGUGGAGCCCUUUUGUAAUUUAAUGUGCCGACCCGGAACUUUUUCAUAUCAUUUGAAAUUUCAAAAUAAAAGUGCUAUUAAUGAUUAUUUGACAACUGAGAAGUCUUAAUAUGCAUUGUAUGAUGAUUAUAUUUUCUAGAUAAACAUGGAUUAAUUUAUAUGAUCGAAUAUAUGCAUCAUUAAUGGUUUUAAAGUCCAGAUAAUAUAUUUUUCACUGUAGAUAAAUAUGGAGGUGUACUACUGUGAAAAUGCUCUGAGGGCCGCUGUUGACACGUGAUUGAAUAGGAUGGAAAUAGUCAUCUCAUUGGUCCUCCUCGGAAACUCCUUUUAUAGCUUCACUGCUGAGAAAGACGAUGGUCUGAUCGCCAUUUGAAGGUCGAUCUUCCUUGUGGAUCCUCCUGUUUAUUUCGGUUGUUUUGUUGAAGGAGCGUUUUCUUUUAUUCUGAAGGGACAUUUGCAACGUUUUGGUUUUUUAUUUUUGCCUGGAGGAUGGAUUGUACGUGGAUAAGCGCCGUCAGAGGCCGAUGGCGAACACUGUUUGUCAUUCUUUGUCUCUGUGAGCUGAGCUCAGUGACUGGACAGGCUCGCUAUUCCAUACCGGAGGAGCAGGCAGAAGGCUCUUUUGUUGGAAACAUUGCGAGGGAUUUGGGCUUGGAUGUGGCCAGACUCGUAGCAGGUAAAGCUCGUAUCAUCACCAAAGAAGAUCGGCAGUAUGUUGAUUUAAAACGAGACAAAGGCACCCUUGUUAUUAAAGAGCGCAUCGACCGAGAAGAGCUUUGUGGAAAGACGACGCCCUGCAGCUUCAGUUUCGAUAUCAUUUUAGAAAAUCCGAUCCAGCUUUAUCGUGUAACAGUGGAGGUCACGGACAUGAAUGACAACAGUCCCUCCUUCCCGCAACAUGAAAUUAAUUUAAAUAUUGCUGAAAGUGUUGCAGUUGGAACACGUUUUUCUCUCGAGACUGCAGAGGACCCUGAUGUUGGUGUUAAUGAUAUUCAGAAAUACACUCUUAAACCUUCAGAUAAUUUUAAAUUAGAGGUCCAAGGCGUAUUAUCUGGUAAAAAGAUUAUCGAAAUAGUUUUACAGAAGCCUUUAGACAGAGAAAAAGAGGAGAGCCACACUCUCAUGCUGAUAGCUUCAGAUGGCGGUGAGCCACAUAGAUCAGGGACGGUGAGAAUUCAAAUCACUGUGCUGGAUGCAAACGAUAACGCACCAGUGUGCAGCCAGCCUGUUUAUAAGGUAGAUGUUCGAGAAAAUUCACCUGAGGGAACUUUGAUCACUACUGUUAGUGCAAAUGAUGCUGAUGCAGGCCUCAAUGGUGACGUCACAUACUCCACUCGUUCCACCAGAGGGGCGGAUCAGCUUUUCGAUGUAAAUGUUAUAACAGGAGCAAUUAAAAUAAAAGGUAAAUUAGAUUUUGAGAAAUCAAAAAUGUAUGAGUUAAAUGUCCAAGCUAGUGAUCAUGGAGGAUAUACAGAUACAUGUAAAGUAAUUGUUAACAUCAUUGAUGAGAAUGACAAUGUCCCUACCAUUAAAUUAAUGUCAUUUUCCCAGUCCAUCCCCGAGGAUUCCCCCCCAGGUACAACUGUAGCUGUUUUGAACGUGAACGAUGAAGACUCUGACGGCAACGGUGUUGUCAAGUGCUCCAUCAACUCUGACGUCCCUUUCAAAAUCGAGUCUUCAUUAACAGGUUAUUACACCAUAGUGACAGACAACUUCUUAGACAGAGAAAGUCUUCCUGAAUAUAAUGUUACCAUAACAGUGUCUGACCAAGGCUCUCCUCCUCUGUCUAGUAGUAAAAACAUCAACGUUAAAAUAUCCGACGUGAAUGACAGCCCGCCUAAAUUCCAUCAGUCGGAAUACAGUAAGACUGUACCAGAGAACAACUCUCCUGGUUUUUCAGUGUUUACUGUCAGUGCUAGUGAUGCAGACUGGGGCCAGAAUGCUCGAGUGUCUUACUUCCUGGAGGAGAAAGAGGUUCAUGGAGUAGCUGUGUCUUCUUUUGUCUCAGUCAACUCAGAGAACGGCGUCAUCCACGCAGUCCGAUCCUUUGAUUACGAACAAAUCAAGUCCUUUGUCUUUAACGUCACCGCCCGAGACGCCGGAUCCCCUCCUUUGAGUUCCGUGGCCACAGUUCGCAUCCUGAUACAAGACCAGAACGACAAUGCCCCUCAAGUCCUGUACCCAGUCCAAACAGGCGGCUCGGUGCUGGCGGAAAUGGUGCCUCGUUCAGCAGAUGUGGGCUAUCUGGUGACUAAAGUGGUGGCUGUUGAUGUGGACUCUGGACAGAACGCCUGGCUCUCCUAUAAAGUGCACAAAGCCACAGACAGGGCGCUGUUUGAAGUGGGCCUACACAAUGGAGAAAUAAGAACUGUCCGCCAAGUCACUGAUAAAGAUGCUGUCAAACAAAGACUGACUGUUCUAGUGGAGGACAACGGGCAGCCCUCUCGUUCAGCUACAGUCAUUGUUAACGUGGCGGUGGCGGACAGCUUCCCUGAAGUGCUGUCAGAGUUCACUGACUUUAGCAUGCACGACAAGGAGUACAAUGACAAGCUGACUUUUUACUUAGUCUUGGCUUUGGCUGUGGUCUCCUUCCUCUUCAUCACCUGCUUGCUGCUUAUCAUAUCGGUCAAAGUGUACAGAUGGAGACGGUCUCGCAUCCUGUACCACUCCAACCUCCCUGUCAUUCCGUAUUAUCCGCCACGUUACUCGGACACUUUGGGGACGGGGACUCUCCCGCACGUGUACAAUUAUGAGGUGUGCAGGACCACCGACUCCAGAAAAAGCGACAUGAAGAACAUGCAAGGGAUGAGUCAAAGUUUAGUGAGCGUGGAUGGAGCUGAUGCUGAUACGCCGCAUGUGACCAAGCAGCUGUCAGGGAACUGUUCCCAGAUGUCAACUUUGAUGUUUAAUGGACUUAUGGUCUGCAGGCUUUACAGUUCAUUAUGCAUUUCAUCCAAGCUCCUCCGGUAAAUCUGUGUUGAUCAUCAGCAGGCUUAAUGCACAUAAUAAGAGCGGUAAGCUAUAGGUUGGUUCACUUCUUCUGCUUUGGUAUUUUUGUAGCUAUCUUUUAUGAUCUUUAUAGUAUACUGAAGUCAAUAAUACACUUUUACUUUAAGCAAUGAAGAGUACUUUGUUUUGUCUGGUCACAUGUUUUCUUCAUUGUCCUGGUCUCAGUGGUCUUGGAAGGUUGACAUUUUGACGUAACCGUAGUCUUUAGCUUAACAUUAGCAUUUAAUGCUUAUUCCAGCCGUUGAUUUUGUAAGUUUGCUCACUUUUCAAACAAUCGAGCGUGUCUGUCUUUCUCCUUCACUUUGUAAAAUGUGUUUUGUUUUUUUGUUGGUGUAGCUACAUUUCUUGUCUUUGUUGAGUCCUCCAAAGUUCACUCCACUGAACUGGUUUCAGCACCAUAGACAGCAACUCACGUGACAUUGCUUUCAGUGAGCUCUGUUCUUCAAAGUGCCAAUAGAAAUAUGACAAUCUUUUCUUUACUAUUAUUAAACUUUAUAAUUCAAUGAAUAUCUGAAAAGGGGGUUUAUCAUCUCUUUUGAAAAAGAAAAUACCUCAUCAGACAUUGUAUUCAAGUCAGAAAAGCAGGCUGACUGUCUCUCUCUCUCUCUCUCUCUUUCUCCCUUCCUCUCUCUUUUUUUCUCUCUGUCUCUUUCUCUCUCUUUC
Molecule: messenger RNA, 5681 nt
Organism: Doryrhamphus excisus (bluestripe pipefish)
Lineage: Eukaryota; Metazoa; Chordata; Actinopteri; Syngnathiformes; Syngnathidae
Source: RefSeq, a predicted model, not a curated record